AAUAUGCAUCUAAGGCGGGUGAGGACCAUGCCCCGACACAGCCAGUCCCUGACCAUGGCACCCUAUUCUUCUGUGAGCCUGGUGGAGCAGCUGGAAGACAGGAUCCUCUGUCAUGAGAAAACCACGGCAGCCCUGGUGGAGCAUGCCUUCCGCAUCAAAGACGACAUCGUCAGCAGUUUGCAGAAGAUGCAGAACAAAGGGGGAGGCGACCGCUUAGCCAGGCUGUUCUUGGAAGAGCAUAUCAGGAAUAUAACUGCCAUCGUGAAGCAACUGAAUCGGGAUAUCGAGGUUCUCCAGGAGCAGAUCCGUGCCAGGGACAACAUCAGCUAUGGAACGAAUUCCGCCUUAAAGACGCUGGAGAUGCGCCAGCUCUCUGGCUUGGGAGAUCUCCGAGGAAGAGUUGCGAGGUGCGAUGCCAGCAUAGCCAGACUCUCGGCAGAGCAUAAGACAACCUACGAGGGCCUCCAGCACUUGAACAAGGAGCAGCAAGCAGCCAAGCUGAUCCUGGAAACAAAAAUCAAAGACGCAGAAGGACAGAUUUCUCAGCUUUUGAGCAGAGUGGACUUGUCCAUUUCAGAGCAGAGUACCAAACUGAAGAUGUCCCACAGAGACAGCAACCACCAGCUUCAGCUCCUGGAUACUAAAUUUAAAGGUACAGUCGAGGAGCUCAGCAACCAGAUUUUAUCUGCCCGGAGUUGGUUGCAACAAGAACAAGAACGGAUAGAGAAAGAACUUUUACAGAAAAUUGAACAUCUUUCCUUGAUUGUUAAGGAAAACAGUGGAGCCAGUGAGAGAGACAUGGAGAAAAAACUCAGCCAGAUGUCAGCCAGGCUUGACAAGAUCGAAGAGAGCCAGAAGAAGAACGUGGAAGGACAGAGAACGAAGCCGGAAGAGGAGAAGGUGCAUGGGCGGAUCAGCAAACUGGAGUUACAGAUGAACGAGGACAUGAAGGAAAUGAAAGCAGAGGUUAAUGCUGGGUUUACAGCCAUCUACGAAAGCAUAGGAUCCCUGAGGCAAGUGCUGGAGGCCAAGAUGAAGCUGGACAGGGACCAGCUACAGAAGCAGAUCCAGCAGAUGCAGAAGCCAGAAACUUCCAUGUGAAGAGGGCUGGGACGAGGACCUGGCAGGAGAAGAGAUUGCCUGUGGAGCUAAGAACCAGACACCUCUGCAGCCGGAUCAUGGCUGCAUGCUGGAUCCCAUUCAGGGUGUGCAUGUGCCAAGAAACAUGU
Molecule: messenger RNA, 1229 nt
Organism: Arvicola amphibius (Eurasian water vole)
Lineage: Eukaryota; Metazoa; Chordata; Mammalia; Rodentia; Cricetidae
Gene: Fam81a
Product: family with sequence similarity 81 member A
Exons: 8
Coding region: 4-1101 (365 amino acids)
Source: RefSeq, a predicted model, not a curated record